This is a messenger RNA of Sporothrix brasiliensis 5110, 810 nucleotides long. RefSeq names its product triosephosphate isomerase (TIM). Gene Ontology annotation, biological process: glyceraldehyde-3-phosphate biosynthetic process; gluconeogenesis; glycerol catabolic process. Gene Ontology annotation, molecular function: triose-phosphate isomerase activity. Lineage: Eukaryota; Fungi; Ascomycota; Sordariomycetes; Ophiostomatales; Ophiostomataceae. The transcript has a single exon. The record is from RefSeq and is a predicted model, not a curated record. Gene Ontology annotation, cellular component: cytosol. Bases 1 to 810 code for a protein of 269 amino acids.
AUGGCUUCCGCCGUCCCCGACGCCCGCCGGCCCAUAAUGGGCGUGUCGACCAAGAUGUACUUUACCCUCGCACGCACCCGCAGCUACGUCGACGAGCUGCUGACACUGCUUGCUGCGGACGAGAACAAGGCCAUUGUCGACACGAUGGACGUCUUUGUCUGCCCAGACGCCAUUGCGCUGCCGUCGGUCGUCGAGCAGGUCCGUGCCUCCAGCGUCCCCCUGCUGCCGGGCGCCCAGGACUGCGCCGACGAAGACUACGGCGCCUUCACCGGGUUCGUGUCGCCGGCCGUGCUGGCCGACUGCGGUGCUCGCUUGGUCGAAGUCGGCCAUGCCGAGCGCCGCCGGCUGCUGGGCGAGACGGACGCCACGACCGCCGCAAAGGCCCGGGCGGCGGCGCGCAACGGGCUGGUCCCGCUGGUGUGCGUGGGCGAGCUGACGCGGGCCGACGGCGAGGUGGAGGCGUCGGCCGCCGUGGCUGCGGCGACGGUCAUCGCUCAGAUCGCGCCGGUCCUCGACAGCGUGCCCGACGACGCCGAGGUGCUGCUGGCCUACGAGCCCGUGUGGGCCAUUGGCGCUGCCCAGCCGGCGAGCGCCGCGUAUGUGCGCGCCGUCGUGUCGGCCAUCCGCGACCACAGCCCGGCCAUCCGGCGGCGCGGUGCAGCACGGACGCGCAUCUUGUACGGCGGCAGUGCCGGGCCCGGGUUGUUUGCACAGCUGGGCGGGACCGUGGACGGGCUGUUUCUGGGGCGGUUCGGGCAUGACCCAAAACAGGUUCUGAAAACGGCACACGAGAUUGCAGGGACAAAAUGA